UACAAGGCAUCUCUCGGAAUGCCAGAGAAACUUCACACAAUCGUUGCCGGAAGGUCCAAACUCAGGCAACAAGAUUUCAGGUUUCAAGAUUUCAGGUUUUAAACUAUCAACUAAAAUUUCAGGUUUUCAAUACAUUUACUUUUGAUAUAUCGAAGCUGAAAGACCUAACUUGCGCAACAAGAUUUCUGAAACCCUAAUUCUUUUCUUGCAGAGGAGCUUCCACAAGUGCAAAAGAAGAAGAUAGAGUCCCCUGCUGCUUUUGCUUUAGCUACAUUCCUGAAGCUAAGGCACAAGAAGCAGAUCCUUAUGACAUAUACCAACAAUUCGAGAUCCAUCAACGCAGAGCAUUAUCUCGCUAUAACACAGCUAUUUCUGUUGCUCCUAAUGGGAUACCACCUGAGUUCCUUAAGAGGAAGUAUUGGACCGUUGAGUACUCAAACUCUCAAGAUUUUGGUUUGAGAGAUGAUGCAAAGGGAAUCAACGCUGAGCUUCGUUCUGAGCUUCCCAACGAUGUGAAUACAAGUGUUGUGGUAGGGAAAUGGUAUGUCCCUUUCAUAUUCGUGAAAGAAGGAGACGCAAAAAAUCAGAUUAAAAACUCGACUUAUUACAGCAUGACUCUUAAACAAAGAUGGGAAGAGGUUUACUCAUAUGAAAACGUUAGUGAAGCAAGUGAGGUUGUAGUUGAUGUUGAAGUAGAAACAGAAGUGGUGAAGCUUGAGGGAGAAGCAACCAAUCUGAGAGAGACUGGAGCUUAUGGAGUGGUUUGGUUUAGUGUCUUAAGGGAUGAGAGACAAGACAAGAAGAUAGGUCUUGGGUCAGUGGUCGUGGAGAGGAUUAAGUGGGAAGAGGAGAGGUUCGGGUGGUUAAACAAAGGCGAUGAAGUAAGGUCUAGCAUCAAGAGAACAGAGAGAUUCGAAGGCGGUUCAUCACAGUGGAAGAGUUAUAAAUGCUAUGUUCUUGUAGAGAGCUUUGAAUUAAAGAGAAUGGAUGGGAGUUUGGUGUUGACAUAUGAGUUUAGACAUGUUGAUAAGUUGAAGAGCAAGUGGGUUUGAGUUUAUUCAGUUUCUUUGUGUGUCAUGUGUGCAACUUAUGGUGUGUUCAUUUAAUAGAAGAUCUAAUAACAUUCAUGUAAACUCUGUUUAAUGAA
Molecule: messenger RNA, 1147 nt
Organism: Raphanus sativus (radish)
Lineage: Eukaryota; Viridiplantae; Streptophyta; Magnoliopsida; Brassicales; Brassicaceae
Exons: 1
Coding region: 612-1052 (146 amino acids)
Source: RefSeq, a predicted model, not a curated record